Messenger RNA from Caenorhabditis elegans, 960 nucleotides. It is a transcript of the gene clec-87, whose product is annotated as C-type lectin domain-containing protein 87. Bases 75 to 776 code for a protein of 233 amino acids. The transcript has 3 exons. NCBI's taxonomy places the organism in Eukaryota, Metazoa, Nematoda, Chromadorea, Rhabditida, Rhabditidae. The record is from RefSeq and is marked reviewed.
UUUCAGGAAACGGCGGCAAAAAUGUGCAUAAAAGGAGAACGAAACGUUCAUUUCCUCAGUCUUCACUGCUCAUCAUGCGUUUUUGCCUUCUCGUUGCUUUCAUCCUUCCUGGGCUAUUCCUCGUUCAUGCAGCUCCGACUUCUUCAACCGAGCUUCCUGAAGCUAGUGGUGAAGCUCCAGAAACAUCACCAUUGGUUCAAAACGACGAACAGCCGCAUCAACGACUGACGUUCUACAACUGGGACUACAAGGAUCUCGGCACAACGGCAUUCGAAGACAUCUCGUUCCCAGCUCGACAGCCGCCAGCCUUCGUCAAUCAGACUGAGAAGUGUCCCGAUGGAUGGCUUCGGUUCGCCGAUUCGUGCUACUGGAUCGAGAAGGAGCUUCUUGGAUUCGCCAAGGCCGAGAGAAAUUGCUUCGAGAAGCAGUCAACACUGUUCGUGGCCAAUUCGAUUGAAGAGUGGGACGCAAUUCGUGUUCAAGCCAAGGAAGCCUUCUUUUCGUGGAUCGGACUUGUCAGAUUCACCCAUUACGAGAAGUUGGAGCAGUUGCCAAGAUGGCAGACUGAAGGAGCUCUCAAUCCAACCAAAAUCAACUGGCUCAUCAAACCAUACAAGCCACUCUUCAACGGUUGGUCAUCACUCGCCAAUUGUGCUGCCAGCUACAAAUCACCAUCAUCCCUGGAAUCGGCAUCAUACACGUACUUCUACCCGUGCACGUAUAUGCUGUACUCCAUUUGUGAACGCAAUUCGACCAUCGUCAACGCGUUGCAGUGAAGCCUUCUGUACUUCUGACACCAAUCUAAUCAUGUAAACAAUCAUCCACAACUAAUCGUUUAUUAUUUGUCACCGGGUUCCAUCCCCCUUACGUUUGACAAUCAUUGCACUCACUUUAUAAAUUUUGAGACGUUAUGUAUUUAUAUCGGAAAAUAAAUUUUCAACAUCAAAUCCUGUUUUCUAU